AUGGAUGCUCUUAUAUGGAACAUAAGGUCAGUCAAUACUCAACAAUCCUUUGAGAAGCUGAUCAGAUUACAUAAAAAGAACCAUUAUGACUUCAUUGGACUAAUGGAGCCUAUGCAACAAGCUAGAACACUGGAAAGGUACAGAAAUAGGAUUGGUUUUGCACAAGCUAUUGCUAAUGUUUCAAACAAAAUAUGGGUUUUCAUUGAUGAGAUAUAUGAGGUCACAAUAUUGUAUAAUUUGGUUCAGCAGUUAUCCAUUAGACUUUAUCACAAAGAGACUCAUGUGGAAUUUGUUCUUACUUUGGUAUAUGCUAAGUGUGAUGCCAUAGAGAGGAUUGAACUGUGGGACUCUUUGUAUUACAUGGCUAAUGAUAUGACUAUCCCAUGGUUGGUAGGGGGUGAUUUUAAUGUAAUAUGGGAUGAGGAGGAAAAGUUUGGAGGGCUUCCAGUACAUCUAAAUGAAAUUGAUGAUUUUAGGCAUUGCAUAAACACUUGUAAUCUGACAGAUCUUGGUUUUAAAGGCAGUAUGUUCACAUGGUGGAAUGGAAGGGCAGAGGAAGAAUGUAUUUUCAAAAGAUUAGAUAGAUGUCUGGCAAAUGCAGAAUUUCAGCAGACUUUCCCAGGUAUUGAAGUCCAACAUUUGUCCAAGACAGGGUCAGAUCAUUCUCCUAUGCAACUUAAGUGUGAUAUAGAGAAUCCCCCAAUAAAGAAACCAUUCAGGUUUUUAAAUUUUUGGGUGGAUCAUGCAUCUUUCAAAGAAGUGGUACAACAGAACUGGAAUGCAGAUUUCAGUGCAAAUCCCUAUGUGUUGUUCUAUCAUAAGUUAAAGAAAGUGAAGAAGGCUUUAUCUGUGUGGAGCAAAACAACUUUUGGAGACAUUUUUCAGAAAGUAGCUAGCUUGGAGGAGGUGGUUAGUGUGCAUGAAGCAGAAUUUGAGGUUAAUCCUACAAAACACAAUAGGCAAAGAUUGCAAAAAGUACAGGCUGAAUUGAACAAAGUUCUAGCAUUAGAAGAGAAGUAUUGGAAGCAGAAGGCAGGCAUGGCCUGGUUCAAGGAAGGUGACAGGAAUACUAAAUUCUUCCAUGCUCAAGUUAGAAGCAGGAGAAAGAAGUUGCAAAUUUCAAGAAUUCAGAAUAGGCAGGGUGCUUGGGUAGAAGAAGAUGAAGAGAUAGCUGCAGAAGCAAUAGAAUUCUUUAAGGAUCAAUUCACAGAAUCUUCAGUACCCUCAUCAUUUGAUAUUAUCAAUCAGGUGCCAUCUUUGAUAGACACAGAACAAAAUGAAGAAUUGAUUAAACAGCCAACACUAGAAGAG
This is a messenger RNA of Nicotiana attenuata, 1311 nucleotides long. RefSeq lists its product as uncharacterized. Lineage: Eukaryota; Viridiplantae; Streptophyta; Magnoliopsida; Solanales; Solanaceae. The record is from RefSeq and is a predicted model, not a curated record. Gene Ontology annotation, molecular function: catalytic activity. The annotation marks the transcript as partial. The transcript has a single exon.